Molecule: messenger RNA, 5056 nt
Organism: Cervus elaphus (red deer)
Lineage: Eukaryota; Metazoa; Chordata; Mammalia; Artiodactyla; Cervidae
Gene: NR1D2
Product: nuclear receptor subfamily 1 group D member 2
Exons: 8
Coding region: 126-1862 (578 amino acids)
Biological process (GO): cell differentiation; positive regulation of transcription by RNA polymerase II; hormone-mediated signaling pathway
Molecular function (GO): nuclear receptor activity; zinc ion binding; RNA polymerase II cis-regulatory region sequence-specific DNA binding
Source: RefSeq, a predicted model, not a curated record
GCCCCGCCCAUGAGGGCGCCCCGCGACCACCGCCGGCGGCGGCCCGGGGCGGCGCGGCGCUGAGGUAGCGGCGGGGGCGCUGCCCGCUCUGCGGACGGGCGGCCUCGGGCCUCCCCGAGGGCACCAUGGAGGUGAAUGCGGGAGGUGUGAUUGCCUACAUCAGUUCUUCCAGCUCAGCGUCCAGCCCUGCCUCUUGUCACAGUGAGGGCUCCGAGAACAGUUUCCAGUCCAACUCCUCCUCUGUCCCGUCUUCUCCAAACAGCACUCACUCUGAUAGCAAUGGGAACCCCAAAAAUGGUGAUCUCUCCAAUAUUGAAGGCAUCCUGAAGAACGAUCGAAUAGAUUGUUCUAUGAAAACCAGCAAAUCGAGCGCCCCUGGGCUGACAAAGAGUCACAGUGGAGUCACAAAAUUCAGUGGCAUGGUUCUCCUGUGUAAAGUCUGCGGGGACGUGGCCUCAGGAUUCCACUACGGCGUUCAUGCUUGUGAAGGCUGUAAGGGUUUUUUCCGGAGAAGCAUUCAGCAAAACAUUCAGUACAAGAAGUGCCUGAAGAAUGAAAACUGCUCUAUAAUGAGAAUGAAUAGGAACAGAUGCCAGCAGUGUCGCUUCAAAAAGUGUCUGUCUGUUGGGAUGUCAAGAGAUGCUGUUCGGUUUGGGCGCAUUCCUAAGCGUGAAAAGCAGCGCAUGCUGAUCGAGAUGCAGAGUGCGAUGAGGACCAUGAUGGACAGCCAGCUCAGUGGUCGUUUGCACAGUGACCCUUUAGCAGACCACCAUGAGCAGAUCGCCUUGCCAGCCCAGGAACAACCGCGACCCAAACCCCAGCUGGAGCCGGACAACAGCAAAAGCUCUUCUCCCUCCUCCGCCGAUUUUGCGAAGGAGGAAGUGAUCGGCAUGGUAACCAGAGCGCACAAGGACACCUUCAUGUAUAAUCAGGAGCCGCGCGAAAGCUCAGCGGAGACCUCGGCGCCGCCGCGAGAGCGGAUCCCUAAGAACCCGGAGCCGUACAGCGUGAGCCACGAGCACUGUGUGGGCGGGCCGCGCGGCCGCUUCCCCUGCGCCGAGAGCCCGCCGCAUCUCAGCGGGCUCUACAAGGGCCGGAGCGGCGUGCACUACCCCGGCGGGCACGGCGUCUGUGUGGCGGGCGGACACUGCGUGAGCUUCCCCGGCGCUUAUACUCAGAGAGUGUGUGACAGAGUUUCCAUGGAUGGGUUUUCUCAGAAUGAGAACAAGAACGGUUUCCUGUGCAACACUGGCGGGAGAAUGCACCUGGUUUGUCCAAUGAGUAAGUCUCCGUACGUAGAUCCUCAUAAAUCGGGACAUGAAAUCUGGGAAGAAUUUUCCAUGAGCUUCACCCCAGCAGUGAAGGAAGUGGUGGAGUUUGCAAAGCGCAUUCCUGGGUUCAGAGAUCUCUCGCAGCACGACCAGGUCAACCUUUUAAAGGCUGGGACUUUUGAGGUUUUAAUGGUACGGUUUGCGUCAUUGUUUGAUGCAAAGGAACGUACCGUCACCUUUUUAAGUGGAAAGAAGUAUAGUGUGGAUGAUUUACACUCAAUGGGAGCAGGGGAUCUGCUAAACUCUAUGUUUGAAUUUAGUGAGAAGCUAAAUGCCCUCCAACUUAGUGAUGAAGAGAUGAGUCUGUUUACAGCAGUUGUCCUGGUCUCUGCAGAUCGAUCGGGGAUAGAAAACGUCAACUCCGUGGAGGCUUUGCAGGAAACGCUCAUCCGCGCGCUAAGGACCUUAAUAAUGAAAAACCACCCAAACGAGGCCUCUAUUUUUACAAAACUUCUCCUAAAGUUGCCAGAUCUUCGCUCUUUAAACAACAUGCACUCUGAGGAGCUCCUGGCCUUUAAAGUUCACCCCUAAGGCCUUCGCUGAUUUAGACAUGAACCGACCCAGGCUAACUGUACAUUUUGUGCUGAAUGCUUAUUUCUCUGUGCGUGCCGUCUGCGGAGGUGGAGACCUCGGAGACGAGGAGCCCGCAGGCCGUCUCCGCAGUCGGCCGCAGCCGUCCGCCGCAUUUCCUCAGCCCUGGCCGGAGGCUGACCGCGUCCCGAGUGACCCGUCAACUGUGCGGCACUUAACUGGAGAAGCUACACUGAAUUACAGUCACACUGAAUGUUAGACUUUCUCAUCUGCCAAAACCAAAAACCAUUUGAUCUCCCUGUGACAUAAAUGUAAGGCAUAAUCACAAGUAUCUGAGGACCUAAAGUUACCCCUCUGUGGUGGAAGUUACCCCUCCUGUCAGAUGGAAGCCUGAUUUCACCACAGGACUCUGAUCUGCUGGUUGAGGCCCUGCGAGUGAGGAGACUUCGGUGUGGGCGCCCCCGUCGUCGUCGUGAGCGUGCUCGGUCCUGGGAGGCUCCCUGCUUGUGGAAAUGAGAGCCGAUCCUUCCCCCAGGCCCACCUGACACAUGCUAACCAACAUCUGUAAAGCAUCUUUACCUCUUGGGAGAUAGGCACUAUGUAAAUACAGUAAAAUUUUUGUUAUAAUUAUUCAUAAUAAUUAUCUUUUUUUUUUAACUUCUACUGUUUUCUGAGAAAUCAUUUCAGUCCACACCAAUCUGCUAUUCAGGGUUCCUGCAUAUGUGUGGGGUAUCCUCUGGCACACACAUAUUCAAAGAUUAUGGGUACAUUAAAUACAUAGUAUGUGUACAUAAUAUCUAUGUGAAUAUAGUUAUACAUAAAUAUAUCUCUUCACAAUAUUUUAAACUGUGAAGAACUUUAUCAUACAAUAAACUUAAAACAAGAGGUGUCAAAAGACCCAGAUUAGGUGCAUUUUACCUGUUGAUAACAUAACCAUUGCUUUAAAUGUUUAGAGAGUAGAGUGCUGAAUUUAUGCUCUAUUUUUGUUUAUUUAAGCACCACUUAAUGUAAAAGUGCAACAGGCAGUUGAGUCCAGAUUUUCAAAAAAUUUGUGUUUUAGAGUUCAUCUUUAGUAAAAUUUUUGGUUUCAGGUACUGGUCAUUUAAAAGUUCAUUCAGAUUCUUACCUUGUGCUAAAAAGGUUUCAUUGCUGCCCCUUAAUACACAUGCUGCAGCUUGAUGAUAAACAUUUUGAUUCUUUUCUGGAGAACUGAUGUUUAAGAAAACAGUUUCACGUGUUGAUGUGUGCCUGUGUGUGAAUGUAGAUGUGCAGGUGUGUUCUGAAGCCACUUGUUUUGUUUUUUCCCCUAAACAACACUACAGGGAUUUUGUCAAAUUAGAUUUAACCUAUAAUUUGAAAAAUCAUUUAGUGUGUGACCUACAGGCUUAGGAAUAGUAUAGUCAAAGACAUUUCAUCCUUAUUUCUGUUCUUGGGCUUUAUUAAAUAGCUAAGAUUGGCCUUUUUAUGGCAGUUGGAGAAAAUCACCUGAAAGUUGAGGAUUUUGUGUAUGUUUUUCUGUUGCCCUGCAAGAUAGCAGCUAAUUGGAUUCUUUGGGUUAAGAUUGCCUUCUGUAUAAUUUUUAGAUUAUAUAAAAUUACAAAAAUGAAAAGGUCCCCUUUACUGUCUCAGCCUGUUCCUUUAAUGACAUGUGAGCAGAAUGCCUUAUUUUGUAACCUUGUUUAACUUGUUGCUACUAGGACUUGAAUUUCUGUGGCACUAGUUAAGUAAGUUAAAAAAGUUAAACCCCCUCUUUAUUAAAGAGGAAAGGUGAUGGUGAUGUCUGUAGUACAAGGUAAACCAUAAUUGUGAUUUACCUUAAAUAGGUAUGACUUUUAUGGGAUAUACAGUAUAGUUUUUGUGAAUUCUUUACAUGAUAGCAUUAUCUUUUUAUAAUUUUUUUCCGAAGAUAAAUGCAUAGUUUUCUUCUAUGGGAAAUAGAAACAGCUUUUUGAUGUAAUACUGAAAACCUCAAAGAUCAUGUUGUUUCUUAAUUUUUGCCUUUUGCAUAAGCCUCUUUAUAACAUAUAUCUUUAAAGCAGUUACUAAGUCUUUAGGAAUGUGUAACCAGAACUAUGUUAGUAUUGCUUAUAAAACUUUAGUUAGGUUCAAUAUAUACAUGUAUACAUCUAUAUAUAGGUAUAGAGAUUUGCAUUUUGUCUUGUAAAAUUUUAUUUGAACAAAUUCUUCCUGUAGGUAAUGGGAAACAAAUUUAAUAGUUCAUAUGCCACUCUUAGCGUUUCUAUAUUUGAAAAUAGCCCACGAUUUAAAUUUGUAAUUCUAAAGUUAAACCAGCAGCCUACUACAAGCACAUUCUUUGAUUGAGUCAUUGGUUAUAAACUUACUGUUGAUAAAUGUGUAGAAGACAACCAGUUUGGGGAACUUCUGAGUUUGUGGGACACUGUCGAUUAAUUAACAAUGUACUGUAUGAAUUAAGUGAUGCUUUAACUCUGAUUUUACAUUUUAAAGUUAAGACAUGGGCAUUAUGUCAGCAAACUUAAGGGCAUUAUGUCAGCAAGCUAAAACAUUUUUUUCUUGUGCUUUUAAUGUAUCUCCUUACAUGAUCUUAGAGACAAUUCAAGCCUUUAGAGAGAAAUAGCUGAGGAAAAGGGGAAACAUCUUCUUGGGAUGAAGCUUUUCCUUAUGGCGAUGGUUUAAUUACAGAUUCAAAAAUCAGAAGGAAAUUUCAGUGGAUUAAGUGUAUAGCUUCUGUAAACACAUUUCAAGAAAUUACCAUUGUAACUUGAUAAGAUACGAUUUUUUUUUAUGUAAACAUCAUUGCAAAGCAAGGAGUAGAAGCUCAGCUAGAUUUAUUACUGUGCACGAGAGUAAGUACCUAUCUCAAUUAUUCUUUUUCUUUUCCAAUAUAAAGUUUGCUGAAUGUACAAGAAGAGUUUAUCACUUAGGGCAUAGAAUUUUUUAGGGGUUGGGAGGGGGGAGCUCUGUGAGGCAAUUACCUAGAAACAAAGAUUGUCUUGGUUUGAUCUGAAAUGUAAAACUUGAAGCUAUUCUUGAACUAACAUGGAAAAAUAAAAUGGCUAUUGUUUAAAAAAAUGAUAGAACUAUAUUGUUGACAAGAUAUGAAUUAAGUUUAUUUUCUACAAACUGUUAUUGAUGAAGACAUGGAUAAUAUGUUCAUGUUUCUGAAAAGUAAUCUGUACAUGGGGGGAGGGAAUAAUAAAUAUUAUUUCUAACCA